AGCUCCCUGUCAAAAAUAGCCUUUCUGUAUGUGUGUGCAUUGUUUUAUAUUUGAACAGCGAAAUUGCACGUGAGACGAAGAGACGCAGACAGCAAAGAUUGUCGCGAAAAUGAGCGCCCACUUACUUUUUGGCUAAACUUAUCAAAAUUGCUCAAAAAAUAAGGAGACAGUCAAGGAUAUAUCUUUUGAAAGUUAAGCACACAUAUCUGAAAUUUGUUUUACUGAAAAAAGAAGUUGCUCAAGAAAAUGCCAAGUCAAUCAGUGGAAGAACAAAAUCUCAAAAUGCCAAUUGGAUCAGCAAGUGAUACUAUUCGAAAAUUUAAUGCAGUUGCACAAGCAAAUGAGGAGGUUCUGAAAAAAAAUCCAUACUCCGACACGUACAAAAUUCAGGCAUUUGACACAAAAAACUAUGGAAGACCACCGCCAGGAAGUAAGACAGAGGCAAGAGGAAUCAAGGCUGGUGUUCAUGUGUGCCGUGAGAUUCUAUUCCUCUGCGAAACAAUAGACUCGAAUGCAGAUGGAGAAGAGCCGCACAAAUAUGUGAAAUUCGGAAAACUUUUCAAUAUUUAUUCCUUUUAUUCAGAUAAGCUUGUUGGAAUGCUGAUUCGUGCUCGGAAAUAUGGUCUUGUACACUUUGAAGGAGAAAUGUUAUAUCAAAGACAAGAUGACGAGAAGAUAAUCACAAUGUUGAUGAGUCUUCAAGAAAUUCGAGAAAGUUUGACAGCUUCUGGAGAUCCUGCAAAUUGCAUUCAAAUUCGUCGCAAUUCAGAACCUGUUGCAUUUGUGCCUCCAGUAUCUAAAGAAGCUCCUAGACCUCGACCGAUAAGAAGUGAUUCAGUUACAUCUUCAAAAGCAAAAUUCGAAGCCCCGCCACCACCAAACACAGAUUCUCUUCCCGUUCAGGGUAGACCCAAGAAGCCAUGGACACCAAAAGACACAUCAAAAGCCCCUGUAUUUUGCAGUUAUUAAACACUUUUUUCCGAACAUAUUGCCCACGUGUUUUGUUAUUUCCCUGUUCUUGUCACAAAUUGAAUGAUAUAAAUUGAGCUUGUUGAA
Caenorhabditis elegans is the source of this 1056-nucleotide messenger RNA. RefSeq names its product Costars domain-containing protein (gene tag-243). NCBI's taxonomy places the organism in Eukaryota, Metazoa, Nematoda, Chromadorea, Rhabditida, Rhabditidae. The record is from RefSeq and is marked reviewed. The transcript is spliced from 6 exons. Bases 247 to 969 code for a protein of 240 amino acids. Gene Ontology annotation, biological process: positive regulation of Rho protein signal transduction. Gene Ontology annotation, molecular function: actin binding.